CACGGCCCAGUUGCUGGUUUUACCUGCAGAUGCGAGCAGCCGCCGGCGGCGGCGGUCGGAGAGCGAGUGGAGGGGAGGAUGCUGUGCCGCCGGCGGCGCGUGGGGGCGGCGGUGCGGUGGCUGUCGCGGCUGGCGCCGCCCGCGCCGGCGGAGGCGGACCCGGUGGUGGUCCGCGUGGACGGGAGCAACGUGGCCCGCCUCGGGAAGCCCAAGCCCGGCCCGAGGCCGCGGCAGCUGCUGUCGCUGCCGCCGUUCCCGGGCGGCGGGGACGGCGACCCGCUCCCCGGGAGGAAGGCGGCGGCGCCGCGGCGGGUGACGGCGGUCAGCUGGGUGAAGCACUACCUCGCCGACGUGCCGCAGGAGGUCGUGCAGGCGCACUUCAACAAGAGGCUGGUUUAUUCCGAGUGCUCAGAUCAUGAGGUUUCAGUUGAGACUAUUAAGAGCCAGAAGCAUCAUCUCAAGAAGAUCAAGCAUAAUGAUGUGAUGGAGCCUGGCAUGAGAAUUCACCUUCCUGUGUCAGUGGCAGAGGGCGAGAUUAAGAAGCGGUAUGAGACCAUUCCAACUGCCACAUUGCAUCCCAAUAAAGAUGAGAUUGAAUACUUGAGAAGGCUUGUCAUACACAAGGAUUCUGCCAUACUUGUACUUAACAAGCCCCCAAAAGUGCCCAUGAAGGGAAAUUUGCCAGUGCAUAACAGCAUGGAUGUGCUUGCAGCAGCAGCUCUGUCAUAUGGAAAUGAAGAAGGUCCAAAAUUGGUUCAUCGACUGGACAGAGAAAGUAGUGGUUUGCUGUUGUUCGGGAGAACAAAAGAAAGCUUUACUCGAUUGCAUUGGCUUUUCACUAGCGUCAAUUUAGCAAAAACGAAUUCUCAGGUAUGGAAUGCUGCCUGUGAAGCAUACAUGCAGAGGUAUUGGGCAUUGGUGAUUGGGACCCCUAAAGAAAGAGAAGGGAUUAUUUCUGCACCUCUUUCAAAGGUACUUCUUGAUGAUGGGAAAGCCGAGCGUGUCAUUCUGGCACAUCCAUCUGGCAUAGAUGGUGCACAAGAAGCUGUAACAGCAUAUCGGGUGAUGGGACCAACCAUUCAUGGGUGCUCAUGGAUUGAGCUACGCCCAUUGACAGGCCGAAAGCAUCAGCUCCGAGUACAUUGUGCAGAAGCUCUAGGCACACCCAUUGUCGGAGACUACAAGUACGGGUGGUUUGUGCACCAAAGGUGGAAGCAGAAUCCCCAACCAGACUUUGAACCGUUUACUGGGGAGCCAUACAAGCUGAGGCGCCCAGAAGGCUUGGAAAUCCAGAAGGGCAGUGUUCUCUCUAAAGUCCCUCUGCUGCACCUGCAUUGCCGGGAAAUGGUCAUCCCCAACAUCGCGAAAUUCCUGAGCAGCAAUGGAGAAUGGCAUGAAAAUGGUGCUCCAUGGUCCAAGGAGAAGCCCAAUCUCCUCAGGUUCAUCGCACCGAUGCCUGCACAUAUGAAAAUUAGCUGGAAUAUCAUGUCCUCAUAUCUGGUGUAAGAGCAUCUCCAUGUGCCAUUGUUGGUAACAUCAAGUUUCAUUCCAUGUAGUUUUACUGAGAAGCAGCUAGGCUUCUAGUUCAUUAUUUUCUAGAUUCUAUAGCUACAUCUUCUCACAGUCUGGGUGAGAAUCUGUUCUGCACUGCUUCGGGAGCCUAAGAUUUUAGGAUAUAAGCUGCCGCUGCUAGAAGCUCAGCUCCCCCGAAUAGUGCCAUAGCUGUUUUUUUCAGGAAUGCCAGAUUGUAGCAUCUGAACCAUUGCAAAAGAAACAGUUGGUGUGAAUAUAGAUCAAUUUUCUAAGAGUAUACAUCCUACCAAAGUUUUAAAUCUUUGUUUCUUUUUUGUAAGCAUGAUGUAAUUCUGAACAAUAAUUACUGUACGUUGCAGCAUUUUACUACUAAUGAAAUGCCACUGCUAGUCUGCUACUAA
Messenger RNA from Oryza sativa Japonica Group (Japanese rice), 1934 nucleotides. NCBI's taxonomy places the organism in Eukaryota, Viridiplantae, Streptophyta, Magnoliopsida, Poales, Poaceae. The record is from RefSeq and is a predicted model, not a curated record.